Molecule: messenger RNA, 7314 nt
Organism: Tympanuchus pallidicinctus (lesser prairie-chicken)
Lineage: Eukaryota; Metazoa; Chordata; Aves; Galliformes; Phasianidae
Gene: VSTM2A
Product: V-set and transmembrane domain containing 2A
Exons: 5
Coding region: 443-1123 (226 amino acids)
Source: RefSeq, a predicted model, not a curated record
CUUCUCAAGCUAGAUCAGUGUGUAGGGAGGAUAGUCAUCACACCACCCUGAGCAGCAGGAGCUGACGUUGGAUGAAGCUGCCAGGUAGCCAAAAAGAGGCACGGAAGGCAGCUGUUACCCACUUUUCAACGUGUACUUUUUUUUUUUUUUUUUUUUUUUUAAUAGUCUGAAUCUGGACUUCAAGCAACACAGUGCCUGAGACAGCUCAUCUAAACCUCACUGUAUUGCAACACUCUCUCUUCCCAAAGAAAAAGACUCCACUGAGUAGCAGAAUGCUGCUGGUGUCGCAGCUAGGGCUACAAUACAGAGCCUUUUUGUAACAUUUUUAAAAUCUCCUUCUAUUCAUUUAGAGAUACAUAAAUACACUCAGAUAGAAAAUCUUCCUUUUUUGAGGGCACUUUUGGCUUUUGUUACCCUGAUGUGACUUCUUCUUCGUCUUGGAAUGAUGGGGAUCUUUCUAGCUUAUGUUGGAUUCAUUUUUUUUUCAGUUAUGUAUAUCCAGCAAGGACUGUCUACUCAAGCAAAAUUCACUGAAUUUCCCCGAAAUGUCACGGCAACUGAAGGGCAGAAUGUGGAGAUGUCUUGUGCUUUCCAAAGUGGCUCCACUUCGGUGUACCUUGAAAUCCAGUGGUGGUUUCUGCGGGCUGCUGAGGACCAAGAGGCUGGAGCUGAGGUGACAGGAACUCAGGUGGAGCUCCUGCCCGAACGGGACCUGGAGAGCGACGGCACGAAGAUAAGCACAGUGAAAGUACAAGGGAAUGACAUCUCCCACAAGCUGCAGAUUUCAAAAGUAAGGAAAAAAGAUGAAGGCUUGUAUGAGUGCAGGGUGACUGAUGCCAACUAUGGAGACCUUCAGGAAUACAAGGCCCAAGCAUAUCUCAAGGUCAAUGCUAACAGCCACUCUCGGCGAAUGCAGGCCUUUGAGGCAUCUCCAAUGUGGCUGCAAGACAUGAAACCUCGCAAAAACAUCUCAGCAGCUAUUCCAAGUAGCAUCCAUAAUCCUGCCAAUCAACGUGUGCGUGCCACCUCCAGCCCUGAAGCAGCAGCCAAAAUCCCCAAACAAAGUCCACAAUCAGUGCAUGCCAAGACAUUCAUGGGCACCAGAGCCAACCUGGCGAGCUAAUUAAAUAUAUAAAUGUGUAUGUUUAAAACAGCCUUAUAAGGAGCAUUGGAAAUCUGCAAGAUGAGCGAAUAUCUUAUAACUUCUUCCGCAGGUGCGAGGAUAGCUACAAGCCAUGGACUUUCUGUCCUGCUUCUUGUUUGUGGCUUUGUGAAGGGUGCUUUGCUUUAAUCUAAAAGUGCUGACUUUUUCCAAUAUCACUUUCUCUUCUUAAAGCAAAGAGCAAAUCGCCUGUAAAAUCCACGGAGCGGACAGCAAAGUUGACCCUAACCUCCAACCAUCACUCUGCACCCAAUGUACUCUAAAUCUCUACACAAGGAGCACCUUCUUCAGGAAGUACAAACAAAAAUACUAAAUAAAUAAAUAAAUAAAUAAAUAUUAUAAAAGGAAGAGGAUACCACAUUUUCUUGAUAUAUCUUAUUUUCUUUGGAAUAUCACUGAUCUUUUGUUUGAAGAGAACUGGUGUGAUGUAAUCAAAUGUUUCAUAACAGAAGACCUAGUUUCCUUCUCUUUCGGCGAGGAGAAGCCUCAUCCUUGACUUCUCGGGGGUUAGUCUGCGAGUCAUCAGUAUUGUAGAAUUAACCAUGGAUGACAUUUGGCUUCCUACGCUAAAAGAAUUGUUCAAGCCUAGAAGCAAACAGAGGCCAAAUAAUGAGAUGAAGAAUAUUGAUUCAACAUCGACCCCCCAACCCAUCCCACAGACUCUGCCAAAAAGUGUGUUUUUUUUUCUUUUUCCUUUCUUUCUGUCUUUCUUUCUUUCUUUUUUUUUAUUUUUAUUUUUAUUUUUUCCCUGCAUGAGGAAUAGGAAGCAGAAAAGAAAUUCUGCAGAGCAGCUAAGCAGACCAGAGGACUUUCUUUUUUUGAAAACAAAUGAAAAUAGUUUGUUGUUAUUGUUAUUCUUUUUUCUCUGUGGGCUUUUUUUUUUAGUAUGUUUCUUGUUCAACGGUGGCAAUUGCUGACUUAGGCCAACCCCUGAUGACUGCGUGGAGGUUUAUAUAUAUACAUCUUUCUUUUUCAUGUGUGUUCUAUAUUUCAAUGUGUUUUCUAUUAUUUUGCAACUUCUGUAUAUGCAAAACUAACUUAAAUUCUGUAAAUUGCUUACAGUCUGUGUGAUAUAACUUCCAAGUAGAAUAUACUUUGGUCCUCAUGCAAGCCAGUUUUUAAUAUUAUCUGUAUGAUGUGCCACCAACAAACAUCUUUCUUUCUUUCUGUCUCUCUCUUUUUUCUUUCUUCUUUUUGACAAACCAUCUCUUUUUAAUUUGUAAUUCUGUACUGUGUGGAUUUUGUAAUACCUGCCUUCACUUCCACUGGUUUGACAACUUUCAACCCUCUGUUUACUCUGUAAAUGCACAUUAAAAUUUGUUAUGGUCUCUAGACAAUGAAUUACUUUAGUUUUGUGUAUGUUGUACUGGAUUUCAGUUGCUGAAAGCUCUUUUAAUUUGUGAUGUUUAUAGCAAAUGAAGUGAUUUUAUCACUAGAGACUGUAAAAUGCAGGCUUAAUGUCAAAUACUGCAUGUGAAGUAAGGUUAGAAAAGGAAAACAGAAAAAUAAAACAUAAUAUGGCUUAAAGAAUAUUCUUUCAUCAAAGACUGUUAGGAAAGUGAAUUCUUUACACUGAUAAACUGUAUUCACAGAAAAACAACUCCUUUUACAUGGCCAAAGAAUCAUCUUUCUUUGCUUUUUCUGGAAGUGAAUUGUCAUUGCUCAUUGAUAUUCUUAAUUAAAAUACUUUAUGUCUGUGAACCGAACAUGAAAAUUUUGCUGUUGACUGUAGCAAUAUGCAUUACAUGAAUUGCAUUCAUUAAUGCAGGAAAGAAAAAUUGCUUCCAUUUGCAGCUGCAAUCAGGAAGGAAUUUUUUUUCUUGUUCCCUCCUUCCACUGAUGCUGAACAAUCCAGACACUGCCAUUUAUCAGCCCAGACAAUCAUGUAUAUCAUGUGCUUGUUAUGAUCUGUUUACAACAGCAUUAAGUAGCUGCAAAGUGGUCAGCUGUGUGAUUUCUCCAGUUUUGAAGUAAAAAAAAGAGAAAGUAAAAAUUAUAUUUAAUAUCUCACCAGUCUAUGGUUUAAAGUCCUAACAUUUUAUUUCAAAAUGUCCAUAAGGACCCAUUCUUACACAUUCAUAAGUCUUCCGCACUAAUUUCAUAGGAGAAAAAAAAGCAACUAAGUAUAAUGCAGAAUCAGAGAGUAACACACUGAUGCUUUGGAAGAGGGUAACAUAUUUGUGCAGAUCUAGUUUACCUUCCCCAUGUCUUCAGUACUAUAAGUUUGACAGAAUAGUCAGUUAUCAGUUUUAUAGAAAAUCUCAGCAUAGAUAGAGACUAAAAGUAUGAACUAAUAGACACAAAACAGAAUGACUGCUAGAAGAAGGAAAGGGACAAAGUUCUUUUAUUUCAACACCAAAUUCACGAUUCAUUAAGAAUAUUGUGUAUUCAAUAAAUCUUCCUCAUUUUAAUAACAGUUUAUUAGCCUGCUGAUAAAGCUGAAUGAAUCCCUGUGCAAAAAUUUGGAUUGAAGACAAAAAGGAAAAAAGAAAAAAAAAAAAAAAAAAAAAAAGCCAGAGCUCAUUGAAGUUUCUUUCUUGUAAUACAUCAGGUUCUGAACCAAACUUUCAGAACACAUUUUCCCUGUGCAGUAGAUAUCUACAAAAGGAUGCUCUGAGAAUCUCCCAUGUGGAUUUUGGAAACAUAAGUUUCCACCAAUCUCAAUAACAAACAAAUGCUUAAUAUCAUAUAUAUUUUGUAUAAAUAAAAUUAUAUAUAUUGUAUGAAUAUUCUGGUAUGCACAUAUUCAUACAGACAAUGCUCAGUGACAAAAACAGCUUUAUAAAUGACAUUUUUCAUAAGUAGUUUAGCCACACAUUAUUAAAGUUAGCCUCUGAUUAUUAUGUUAAUUUGAUACUGUGUUUUGGUUAAUGCUAGAUGUAAAUUGCCAUGUAUUAGGAAAUGAGACCAAAAAGAACCAAUUGAAAUUAAAAGUUGGAUUCUAAAUUGCUCAGACUGGAGUGAUAUAACAAUUUAGAAGACAUUACCAGGGUAAGUGCCAUACUUUGAUGUUGCUAUUUUUCUUCAGGUGUCAGCAUAAAAAUGGAUAAAGAGAAGAAUGAUGGAAAAUCAGUGGGACUUUCACAAGGCCUUUGAAUCUUGCAUGAGAUACUAAGGGAAAAUACUAGUUUUCUUUUUCCAAAUUAGAUAAGUCCUGCCUUUCUGGUUGCAGAUAUAGACAUUGGCUUUAUAGCUUCUGUCAAACUCUACAGAUGUCACAGCAUCAGCUCCUAACAAAAGUAAUUAUAGUAUUUUAAAAUUUUAUGCUGUUGCUUAAGCAUUGUUCUUCAAGUUAGGAAUCAGCCUUUAGCAAGAAGGAAUUCUCAAAAAGGAAGUUAAGCCACAGCAUUCUCUCUUCUACAUACAGCUUUUGUUAGGAAUAUUUGAUGUAGUAAUAGAACAAAUAAUAUUUUCAACAUUGGCUCCAGUUCCAUUUUGGGCUUAACACUAACAAAAAAUAAAUAAAUACUUAAAAGUUCCAUUGAGUUAGGUACUUGAAAUCAUCAGCUUACAUUUAAUGGUAGAUAAAUCUUUCAAAAGCCAAUGUCCUUAAUGUUUCUACAAAAUAAACAAACAAACGAAUAAAGAAAGAAAUAAAAAAUUUAUUUUUGAGGAGUCAUUUACUUUAUUCAUGCUUGUUUCUUGGCGUUCUCAAGACCUCACCCUUUAUUUGAUUUUCUUCAGAUUUUUCCAACAGCUUUUGUUUUUAAUAGAAGAGUAAGCAUGGGUGAGUAUGAAACGUUUUUGUAUUUCAAGGAAUAUGCCAUCUAAACACAGAACACAUGUUGAACUGUUAUAUCUUGUGAAACUGAAAGAAACGUAUUACAGAUCCGUUACAUAUAAUCAGUGUUCUACUAUUUCAUCUAGCUUUUGUAUUACACUUACAAAAAUCUCUAGCACUUGUGUAAUACUAAUAAAAUUUAGUAUUGCUACAGAGCCUGUCCUGUAAAUUCUCCUCUGGUUCAGUGGUUACCAAUUUUCUUCUGAACUCUGGAAGUUCAUGUCUGCAAUUUGUUGAGUAAUAUGUUUAAAACUUCCAUUCUUAAUGGUCUCUUCUGGAUUCUUCAAAUAAAUUUAUUGAGCAGAUGAUUGGGCACUCCAUAGUUUAAAAAAAAAAAGACAAUCUGUGUUAGGACUGACUCAGACUUUGUGUUAAGAAAGACACUGGAAAACUUGAAAGGUAAACAUUGAAUCUAUCCUGAAUUGUUGUUAUUUGUUUAAUUUUCAGUGUUGAAUACUUCAAUUAGGGCAUACACAAACACAAAUAUUGGAACUAUGUAUAAACAUUAGAGGCACAACAGCAAUAAAAUUCUUGCAGUUCCGUAUGUAAUUGAGUACCUCUGAUUCGAGAUCAGAAAACAUCUGAGAACUGCUUUUUCUUACGUUAAUUCCUUAAAGUGUUUUUGUUUCUUUUAAAUAAAAUAGAGUAGUGGCCAUUACUUAAAAAUAAGUCGUACUGCAUACCUAAUACAUUUCAGUGUUGAGCAUUUCUUUCCCAAGUAAUGAUUUCUACAAUAAUGUCAUCAUUUAAUUCACCACUAAAAACAAAAAGUAGACUGCAUUGCUACCAAUCCUCAACAUGUUCAUGUUCUCAAAAAAAACCCAAACCAACAAUGAAACAAAACAAACAAACAAAAAAACCUAAAAAACCCAGUUUAAAAUCUUUGUUACCUGUAAGAUGGGGGACAUUUGUCCCUGACAUUACUAUUGGCAAAUGUCAAACGUUGUUUACAGAGCUAAAAGCAUUAAGAACCAAGUAUGAGAUCAAUGUACUUUAGAAUAUAAAAAUUUAAAGGUUAAUCUUCCCUAAUUAGCUUAUCUAAACAAUACCAAGCACGAAGUAAAUUGCUUAAUGCAAGUUAUUAUAGAUAGCUUUUGUUCUGAGCUUCCUCAGUAUUGUUUUAUUUGAUUUCACAGUCAUAAAAUUUUCACAUACAUUAAUGUAGUUGAAAGAUUGUAUAUAGUUCUGCUUUUCUUCUAAACAAUAGAGGAAAACAAUAGCAAAGAAAAAGGCUAAAUUUGUCUGUAAAAAUGAAUCACAACCAACUACUGAAUUACUUUAAAAGAAGGAGAAAAGUUAUGUUUUCUUGAGGAUCAACUGUAACUGAAAUCUUGUUUUAUUUUCUCCUUUUUGUGCUUUUCUUGCCAACACAUCAGUCUAAAAAACACAUCAAUAAUUCGUUUCUGAUUACUCAGUUCUUACAGUGUUACUGAGGGCAAAAUGAUGCUUUCUUUGCUAUUAAAAAUCUGAAAAAAAAUAAAAUCUUUUAAUUUAGCAAGCUAAUUGUUUGCAGUGGACUAUAAUCUCAAAAUAUCUCUGCUGUUAGGUUUAUAGGGAAGGAGCAAAAGAGAAAUUUGUUUGUGUUGGGUUAUUUGUCAUCCUACAGCUAAAGACUGAAGUCUUUUGUACAUUUCACAGAUACAGUAGUUUUCCCUGUAACUGCUACUGGCAGACUGCUUUGAGUUUGGAAAUAAAAAAAAAAAUUGCUGCAGCUCAGCAUUUAUUGCAUACUGUUAAAAAGUUUAAAAGAAAUGGCAAAAGAUAAAGUUAUAAAUAAUCUGGAAGAAUAUCACAAACUGGUGAUUUUCCAAAAGCUUCAAAACACAACAAACACUUGAAUCAAAAUGGCUUUUGGUGGGCAUUUCUUUUCAAGUUUUUUUCUUUCUUUUUUUUUUUUUUGCAUCCCAUUCUUAACAGUCCUAUUAUAAAUAGCAUCCAUUUAAAUCCAGCUGUAUGAUGCUUAUAGUAUGGAGGACCCUCAGAUGGAAGCCAAUGAAAUUUUUAUUCAUUAAAAUGCUCCUUUACAUUGACAUAACAGCACAGAAAGAGGUCUUAUGUUUAUAUGAGGCUAUUUACAGUGACAGCUUAUAAGGAAUCUGAAAUGUACAUAAUAGACAAUUAAUUUCUUUCCUCUUUUUAUAUACCGUAGACUUGAAAAACAAGAGAGAAGAUUAGUUUUGAUGAUUACUUCUUAAAAUAAACUGUUUCAUAUAAAUCUUUGAAGAAGCUAAGUUUGAAGCAUUUCUUACAAAAAAGAUUUGUAUAAAUGACCUUUUAAAUUAUGUCUUUUAGAUUUUUAAGCAGUUAUAUAUACUGUAUAUGAAAUCAGUGUAUAUAUUAAGAAUAGGAGAUGAUGACUUUGUUACUUCUG